Messenger RNA from Zerene cesonia (dogface butterfly), 623 nucleotides. RefSeq names its product cuticle protein 3-like. Gene Ontology annotation, cellular component: chitin-based extracellular matrix. The coding region runs from base 33 to 554 and encodes 173 amino acids. The record is from RefSeq and is a predicted model, not a curated record. The transcript is spliced from 4 exons. Gene Ontology annotation, molecular function: structural constituent of chitin-based larval cuticle. Lineage: Eukaryota; Metazoa; Arthropoda; Insecta; Lepidoptera; Pieridae.
AUCAUUCGUGAACAGUUACCAGAACAGUCAACAUGCAAUUGCUUAUCAUCGCUUCCAUCAUCAGCCUGUGCGCUGCUGGGGCAAUCCCAAACUACAACCUGCCCCAAUAUCGUCAAUACUACGCUGAGAGGCCCAGGGCUUCGUUGGAGCGCAAUGCAGCCAUUCUGAGAUCAGUUUCUGACGCCAAUGAGAACGGAUACCACUUCGCUUAUGAUACUGAGAAUGGCAUCCAAGCUGAAGAAACCGGCGUAGAAUCGAAUGGCAUCCAAGCGCAAGGCGGCUACUCAUACACCGGUGAUGAUGGCCAGGUCUACAGCAUCAGAUACACCGCUGAUGUGAACGGAUUCCAGCCACAGGGCGCUCACAUACCCACCCCCCCGCCGGUGCCAGAAGCCAUCGCUAAGGCACUGCAAGAGAACGCCAGAGACGAGGCUAAUGGCAUCUUUGAUGAUGGCAGCUACCACGAAGGCAAAUAUGACUCUGGAGUGUUCGCGGCCCGAACCUACACCCCCCAGAGAUACGUGACUCCAGUCUACCGACCAUACAGAUUCUAAACACCGUGCCAUAGCAAUAGUCAUGUAUUAAUAAAUGUAUGUUAUCAAUAAAGUCAUAUUUUUCCAGUA